CGGGUGGAUGAAAACCCAAAGGUUGAAAAACCAUUGGAAGUGAAGCCAAAAGAAGAGCCAAGCUCUAGUGUCCAAGAGAAAGGGGUGAGUAUUGUGCCGGAACUAAAACAACUUCCCCCUCAUUUAAAGUAUGUCUUCUUGGGGAAGGAUGCUUCACAUCCGGCUAUCAUAACGGGUAUGAUAUAUCUCAUUUCGGAUAGUGCAUGGGUUAGUCCGGUUCAUGUUGUGCCGAAGAAGGGAGGAAUGAUCGUGGUCCGCAAUGAUAAGAACGAGUUGAUACUGUCUCGCACCGUCACGAGGUGGCGCUUGUGCAUUGAUUAUCGAUGGUUGAAUUCGGCUACUAGAAAAGAUCAUUUCCCUUGCCUUUCAUGGACCAAAUGCGACCCGGAAGAUCAAGAAAAAACUGCUUUUAUGUGCCCAUUUGGGGUCUUUGCUUACCGAAGGAUGCCCUUUGGGUUGUGUAAUGCACCGGCAACAUUUCAACGAUGUAUGCUAGCUAUCUUCUCGGACAUGAUGGAAGACACCAUGGAGGUGUUCAUGGACGACUUCUCGAGAGAAUUGUGCUUGGACACAAGAUCUCCUCUAGAGGCAUUGAGGUUGACCAAGCCAAGAUAG
Messenger RNA from Trifolium medium, 615 nucleotides. Lineage: Eukaryota; Viridiplantae; Streptophyta; Magnoliopsida; Fabales; Fabaceae. The record is from the annotation of a GenBank genome assembly.